UACACUUCCUCUGCUGUCUGCACUGUUGUUGCCGAUCAGGGCAGCGAGGAAGUAGCCGAUCGGAAGGUCUAUGCCCGCGUUCGAUCUCGGUUGUCUCUCUCCGUUGUCCCUGUCGUUGGUCGCCGGACCUUUGCCUUCGUCGGCUGUUUUCUUCCCUGCUCGGCGUUUCUGGUCUUUGUGCGAUCCUUCCCUGCGCACCAUUUUUUUCCCUGAUUAUGACCUCAAAAAAGUUGCCAUUGUUAGUUCAAGUGAGUUUGAGCAAGUUAUUGUUUCUUCCCAAGCGUCACUUCCACAUUCACCUCAGACCUCCAAGGUCAAACCAAAGCCUUAAGAAGUACCUAGAUUGCAAUCACCCAGCCAAGGUUCUCCUACUGUUUAGGUACUUGCUUAGAGAAAGAGCCUCUUCCAUUGAUAGCUUCUCUUUCUUGUUUGCUCUCAAGGCUUGCACCCACAAAAAGCAUUCCACCAGCCUUGGAAACCAAAUUCAUUGUCUCAUCAUAAAGUUUGGAUUCGAAACAAUAGUUCAACUCCAGACAUGCCUUCUGAAAAUGUACUCUGACUGGGGAAAGCUGGAGGACGCCCACAAGGUGUUUGAUGAAAUACCUCGUAAAAAUAGUAUAUGUUGGACGUCUCUGAUUUCUGCUUAUGUUGAAAAUCAGAGACCCUGCAAAGGCUUACAGCUGUUCAGACAGAUGCAGAUGAACAAUGUGGAGCCUGACCAAGUCACAGUUACUGUUGCUCUCUCUGCCUGUGCUGACAUUGGGGCACUUGAAACAGGUGAAUGGAUCCACAAUUUUCUUAGAAGAAAAAAAGGUCUAAACAAAGAUUUGACCCUGAAUAAUGCUCUUAUUAAUAUGUAUGCUAAAUGUGGGGACAUCAUGGCUGCAAGGAGAUUGUUUGAUAGCACUAGAAACAAAGAUGUUACAACUUGGACAUCCAUGAUUGUGGGGCAUGCGCUGCAUGGGCAGGCAGAAGAAGCUCUUGAGCUUUUCUCAGAAAUAAGCACAAGGAGAAACAGUAAAACACCGAAUUCUAGCAAUUGUCUCAUAGUCCCAAAUGAUGUGACGUUCAUAGGAGUUUUAAUGGCCUGCAGCCAUGCAGGGUUGGUUGAGGAAGGGAAGCACCAUUUUAUAAGUAUGACUGAAAGUUAUGGUAUACGACCUAGAGAGCCUCACUUUGGUUGCAUGGUGGAUCUUUUUUGCAGGGCCGGAUGUUUGGGAGAUGCUUAUGACUUCAUUAUGGAGAUGCCUGUGAGGUCAAAUACAGUAAUGUGGCGAACCUUGUUGGGGGCAUGCAGCCUCCAUAGCAACAUAGAGCUAGGCGCAGAAGUUAGGGGGAAGCUACUUGAGUUGGACCCCGAUUAUGUGGGUGACUCUGUUGCGAUGUCUAAUAUCUACGCUGAUAAAGGCAUGUGGAAUAAGAAAAUGAUUGUCAGAAAUCAGAUAAAAAAGUCAAGAUCUCCUGGUUGCAGCUUGAUAGUGGUGGAAACCGAGGUGAAUGAAUUUGUGACAGCGGAUGAUAGUCAUGCUCUGAAAACAGAGAUAUAUGAUGCUCUUGAGCAUUUGACUAGGAACAUAAAAGCUUAUGGCUACAUGCCAAGGCAUUCAAACCCUUGAAGAGUGGUUCAAAUGUCCAAGAAAAUUCUGGAGCUCUUCUGAGAUGUUUUGCAAUUGCCACAGGAGCUAUCAUGGUUGCUUGGAAAGCAAGGCUUCUGGUAGAGCAUGUGGCUUUUGGGGCUCAUCAUCCACAGUUAAUGGACCUUUUCUUUUUGUUUGCUCUUGAGUAGUGAGAGGAAAAUUAAUGUGUCACGGGGAUCUGUUGUUGGAACUAUUUAUUGCCAAGGUCCUGAACCCAAAGUCCUGGCCUCGCUCAUCAUCCCCGACACUCAGACAUAUGAUCUGUUGAAUUGCAUGAUCUUGACCAUUUGGUUGGAACCGAGCUGUGUGGGCUUACCCAGAUGAUGAUUUGUGGGUACGAUGAAGAGGGUCAAUAGGAAUCCAUAUGACGUGGCAGAAAAGCUCUCAAAUUUGGUCAGCCGCAGAGACUUUUCAGGAGGCUCUGACAAAAAAUGUGGGCUUAAUUUGAAGCAAUCGAUGGGGUUCUUCCUGCUUUGUUUGAUGCUCUUCUCUGCAUUGCUUUCAGUGUCGAUGGUUCUCCAAGAGCCCCCUUCAGAUGACGUUGCUGAGGCAUCUACGUCUGAUAUAUUUCAGCCUAAACAAAGUGAAGGUUUGAACCAAGAUUUCUCUCAUUCUGUUGAGUUGCAAAGAAAUGAACCCCUGGGUGGUCUUCUUGCUGUUGGAUUUGAUAAAAGGUCUUGUCUCAUCAGUUAUAUGUCAGGCACAUAUGGCAAAGGGCUAUCAGGAAAGCUUUCUUCUUAUCUCAUCUCUAGGCUUAGAAAACAUGAAGCUCUCCAUAAAGAAUGCUGACCUUAUACUGAAUCCUAUAACAAAACAGGAAAGAGCUCAAGCCUGGGCAUUUUACUGCGUCCUGAUUGUAAAUAUAUAGUUUGGAUUUCAUUUAGUGGGUUAGGAAAUCGGAUAUUGACCUUAGCUUCUGCAUUUCUUUACGCUCUUCUCGCAAAUCGUGUCGUACUGGUUGAUCCUGGAGUUGAUAUGAUAGAUCUGUUUUGUGAACCAUUUCCUGAUAUUUCCUGGUUUCUCCCUCCUGAUUUGCCCUUGUGAACCGAAAUGCACAAGCUCAAUCAGCAAUCUGCUCAAUGUUAUGGGAAGAUGCUGAAAGACAAUUCAAUUACAAAUUCCACAGUACCAUCUUAUGUCUAUCUUCAUCUAACCCAUGAUUAUGAUGAUCACGAUAAGCUGUUCUUCUGUGAUGAAGACCAAAGUCUGCAGAAAGUAGCCUGGUUAAUGAUGAAAACAGAUAAUUACUUCAUCCCAUCUCUAUACUUAAUGCAUUCUUUUGAGCAGGAACUGAACAAUCUCUUCCCAAAGAAGGAUACAAUUUUCCACUUCUUGGGUAAAUAUCUAUUCCACCCCACCAACAUUGUAUGGGGACUUGUCACUAGGUACUAUGAAGCUUAUUUAGCUAAAGCUGACGACAGAUUAGGCAUCCAGAUUAGAGUGAUUCACAUAGAAACAGGACUCUGACCCAAAAAAAAAAAA
Molecule: messenger RNA, 3119 nt
Organism: Neltuma alba
Lineage: Eukaryota; Viridiplantae; Streptophyta; Magnoliopsida; Fabales; Fabaceae
Product: putative pentatricopeptide repeat-containing protein At1g74400
Exons: 5
Coding region: 216-1616 (466 amino acids)
Biological process (GO): RNA modification
Molecular function (GO): protein binding; RNA binding
Source: RefSeq, a predicted model, not a curated record